This is a messenger RNA of Oryctolagus cuniculus (rabbit), 2136 nucleotides long. NCBI's taxonomy places the organism in Eukaryota, Metazoa, Chordata, Mammalia, Lagomorpha, Leporidae. The record is from RefSeq and is a predicted model, not a curated record.
CGGGCUGCGGGCUGCGGGCGGGGCGGGGUGGGGCCGCGGCGCGGGCAGCAGCGCCCCCCGGCCGGCGGGCCCCGCAGGCCGCCCCCGCAGGCCGCCGCGGCCCCAUGCUGCUGCCCCUGGCCUGCCUGCACGGCCGCGUCGCGCAGUGCCUGACCUCGCUCCUGGUGCUUGCAGAGCCGCGGACCAAGCCCCGGCGCGGCGCCAGGGUGCGCGGCGCGGCGCCUCCCAGCGCUGAGGCCGCCCCCGCCGCGCCGCCCGCGAAGAUGGCCGCGGAGCUGUACGCCCCCGCCGGCGCCGCGGCUGCCGCCACCGACCUGGCCAACAGCAACGCCGCCAGCGCCGCGGCCAGCGCCGCGGCGGGCAGGAAGGCCGGCCCGCGCUGCCCGCCCAGCGCGCCGCCCCCGGCCCCGCCGCCGCCCGCCCCCGCGCCGCCCGCGCCCAACAACAACAACUUGGAGAGCCCCCACUGGCAGUCCUUCCACCCGACGCUGCGCGAGAGGAACGCGCUCAUGUUCAACAACGAGCUCAUGGCCGACGUCCACUUCAUCGUGGGGCCGCUGGGGGCGGCCAGGAGGGUGCCUGCCCACAAGUACGUGCUGGCCGUCGGCAGCUCCGUCUUCUAUGCCAUGUUCUACGGGGACCUGGCGGAAGUCAAGUCGGAGAUCCACAUCCCGGACGUGGAGCCCGCCGCCUUCCUCAUCCUGCUCAAGUACUUGUACAGCGACGAGAUCGAGCUCGAGGCCGACACGGUGCUGGCCACGCUGUACGCCGCCAAGAAGUACAUUGUCCCCGCGCUGGCCAAGGCCUGCGUCACCUUUCUGGAGACGAGUCUGGAAGCCAAGAAUGCCUGCGUCCUGCUGUCCCAGAGCCGGCUGUUUGAGGAGCCUGAGCUGACCCAGCGCUGCUGGGAGGUCAUCGACGCGCAGGCCGAGAUGGCCCUGCGCUCCGAGGGCUUCUGCGAGAUCGACCGGCAGACGCUGGAGGUCGUGGUCAGCCGGGAGGCCCUCAACACCAAGGAGGCCGUGGUGUUCCAGGCCGUCCUGGGCUGGGCUGAGGCCGAGUGCAAGAGGCAGGGCCUGCCCGCGACCCCCCUCAACAAGAGGCACGUGCUGGGGCGCGUCCUCUACCUGGUCCGCAUCCCAACCAUGACCCUGGAGGAGUUUGCCAACGGCGCCGCCCAGUCGGACAUCCUGACGCUGGAGGAGACCCACGACAUCUUCCUGUGGUACACGGCGGCCAACAAGCCCCUCCUGGACUUCCCCUUGGCCAAACGGAAGGGCCUCACCCCCCAGAGGUGCCACCGCUUCCAGUCCUCAGCCUACCGCAGCAACCAGUGGCGGUACCGCGGACGCUGCGACAGCAUCCAGUUUGCUGUGGACAGGCGGGUGUUCAUCGCCGGGCUGGGCCUGUACGGGUCCAGCUCGGGGAAGGCCGAGUACAGCGUCAAAAUCGAACUCAAGCGGCUGGGCAUGGUCCUGGCUCAGAACCUGACCAAGUUUGUGUCUGAUGGGUCCAGCAACACCUUCUCGGUCUGGUUCGAGCACCCAGUCCAGGUUGAACAGGACACCUUCUACACGGCCAGCGCUGUGCUGGACGGGAGCGAGCUCAGCUACUUUGGACAGGAGGGGAUGACGGAGGUGCAGUGUGGGAAGGUGACCUUCCAGUUCCAGUGCUCCUCAGACAGCACCAAUGGGACUGGGGUCCAGGGCGGGCAGAUCCCUGAGCUCAUCUUCUACGCCUGAGCUGCUGUGAGGGGCCCCUCCUGCCAGCAGGGGGCGGGGGCGGGGGCGAGACCCCACUGGCUGCCCGAGGACACCAUUAAAGGCUUCACUCACUUUGCGUCACCCCCACUCUGAGACGGAACCUUGCUACAAAGCUAGAGCCCAGGUACCGGUCUGAGGUGUCUCCUGGUGGCUGGGGUGCGUGUCUCAGCCAGAGGGCAGAUCUGGGACCCAGGGCAGGCCCCAGGUCCCUCCCCCGCACCUGUGCCUCCUGCUUUGGAGAGCGCCUUCACCCCUCCCACCCAGUCGGAUUCUGAGCGGUCCCAAGCUUAAGGUGAGACCUUCCCUUCUAAAUCAGUGAAGUCACGGUUCACCUACGUGAGUGGGUUUUCUUAAUAAAGGUUUCAUAAGACGA